CUUUUUGAUUUUGAAUGAGGAAGAUCGACCGGAGAAAGCCUCUGCUGAGUAGAAAAUCCACAGCUGACAAGCAUCGUCCACUUAUUUCAGACUAAGUUUAGCUAGACUGGUGUUGCUUGUUUAUAAUCGCAAUGGCAGACAUCCACAGCAAAUACCGUAGCCCUCUCACCAGCCGAUAUGCCAGCCCGGAAAUGGCUUACAACUUCUCUGAUAUGAAGAAAUUCUCCACCUGGAGGAGGCUCUGGCUGUAUUUGGCUCAAGUCGAGAAGGAACUGGGCUUGAACAUUACCGAUGAGCAGCUCACGGAGAUGGAGGCAAACUUAGAGAAUAUCGACUUUGCAGCAGCUGCUGCUGAGGAGAAGAAGUGCCGUCAUGAUGUCAUGGCCCAUGUGAAGACGUUUGGCAUGUGCUGCCCCAGCGCUAGCGGUAUCAUUCACCUCGGUGCCACGUCAUGCUACGUGGGCGACAACACGGAUCUCAUUGUCAUGAGAGAUGGACUGGACAUUUUGCUACCAAAGGUUGCACGCUGUAUUGAUCGUCUGUCACGUUUCGCCGAGGAGCACCGGAAUCUGCCCACAUUGGGCUACACUCACUUCCAGCCUGCUCAGCUGACAACGGUGGGCAAGCGCGCUUGCCUGUGGCUGCAGGACAUGGUCACCGACCUGGCCAAUCUUGAGCGUGCCCGCAAGUCUCUGCGCUUCCGUGGCGUCAAGGGCACCACCGGUACGCAGGCCAGUUUCCUGCAGCUCUUCGAGGGCGACCAUGAUAAGGUUGAGAAGCUCGACGUUGGAGUGACCGCCAAGGCCGGGUUUGAGCGAGCCUACAUCAUCACUGGUCAAACAUACCCCAGGAAAGUGGAUCUUGCUGUCCUGUCUGACCUAGCCAGUCUGGGAUCGUCCAUUCACAAGAUGGCCACAGAUAUCCGACUCUUGGCCAACCACAAAGAAAUCGAAGAGCCGUUCGAGAAGGAUCAGAUUGGUUCCAGCGCCAUGGCGUACAAGCGCAAUCCCAUGCGCAGCGAGCGCUGCUGCAGUCUGGCGCGGCACUUGAUGGCACUCGUAGCCAACGCGCAGCAGACCAAUGCCACUCAGUGGCUGGAGAGGACGCUGGACGACAGUGCCAACAGGCGUAUCAGUAUUCCAGAAGCUUUCUUGACCGCCGAUGUGCUCCUCAGCACCCUGCAGAAUGUCUGUGAAGGUCUGGUGGUUUACCCAAAGGUGAUUGAGAGGCAUGUGCUGCAGGAAUUGCCCUUCAUGGCAACGGAGAGCAUCAUCAUGGAGAUGGUCAAGACCGGAGCAAGUCGACAGGAAUGUCACGAACAGAUCCGCGUUCUCUCUCAGGAGGCAGCCGCCCAGGUCAAGCAGCACGGCAAAGACAAUGACCUGGUGGAGCGUAUCCGCAGCAGUGAAUACUUUGCACCCGUCCUGCCCCGGCUCGAUGCCAUUCUAGACCCAGUGACGUUCACGGGCCGGGCAAAGGAACAGGUGGAACGCUUCCUGAGCGAAGAAGUACGGCCUUGUCUUGAGCCGUACCGCAAGCAGCUCGAUGGUACCGUCACACUGAACAUCUGAUGGAACCGUCACACUGAACAUCUGAUGGAACCGUCACACUGAACAUCUGAUGGAACCGUCACACUGAACAUCUGAUGGAACCGUCACACUGAACAUCUGAUGGAACCGUCACACUGAACAUCUGAUGGUACCGUCACACUGAACAUCUGAUGGUACCGUCACACUGAACAUCUGAUGGAACCGUCACACUGAACAUCUGAUGGAACCGUACUUGCUGGAUUGAUGAAAGUACCUUCUCGGACUUGAUGGAGUUAUAUUUCAACUUGAGUUACAAAUUCAUCUUUAUCAGGGUGCGUGCUUGCACGGGUUGUUCCCUGAUCGAUAUCAUGUACAUUGUAGAUAGCUCCCUGCCAUUGGGCUGUGCCCAUUAUCAGCUUUACCACAGUAAUUGACUAAUUGUAUCCUUGGGGGUUUCCCUUUCCCAACUGUUAGCUAUUUCCGUGCUCAUUGUAACUGGUUUGCUAUGAAAACGUCAUUCUCAGAUUUUCCUUCAA
Messenger RNA from Sycon ciliatum, 2065 nucleotides. Its product is annotated as adenylosuccinate lyase-like. Gene Ontology annotation, cellular component: cytosol. NCBI's taxonomy places the organism in Eukaryota, Metazoa, Porifera, Calcarea, Leucosolenida, Sycettidae. Gene Ontology annotation, molecular function: N6-(1,2-dicarboxyethyl)AMP AMP-lyase (fumarate-forming) activity; (S)-2-(5-amino-1-(5-phospho-D-ribosyl)imidazole-4-carboxamido) succinate lyase (fumarate-forming) activity. The transcript is spliced from 13 exons. The coding region runs from base 132 to 1571 and encodes 479 amino acids. Gene Ontology annotation, biological process: 'de novo' AMP biosynthetic process. The record is from RefSeq and is a predicted model, not a curated record.